AUGAGUCCCGCUGAACAUCCGAAUCCGACCACGCCCUUCAAAGUCUCAUUUCAGAAGAAGAACUGUAACCCAGCGGAGACCAUCUCUCCGACCCCCAUGCCGCCGUCCUACGCGGCCCUACUUCCUGUGCCGGAGGAGCGUCUCCCGGCCUACGCCGUGGCCGCGGCCGUGCUGUACCUGUCGCUGCGGCCGCUCCUGAACGUGGACCGCCUGCUCGCCAAGCUCUGGCCGUCGCUGCUGCUGCUCUUCGCCUACUACCGCUACCGCGUGGCGCUGUCCGCCUCCUCCUUCUCGGAGGCCCCCACGAGUCUGGCGCUGCAGCUCUGGACGGCGGCGCAGCAGCGCGCGCCCGUGCUCGAGGCGGUCUGGAGCGACACGCUGCUGCUCGCGCUGGCGGGCGCCGCCGUCGCCUUCAUCGCGCAGAGCGCGCGCCGGCUGCGCUUCGUGUCGCGCAAGAACCUGCUCAACGUGGUGGGCGGCGCCGUGGUGGACGCGCUCAAGCAGCUGCCCGUGGUGUCCGCCAAGAUGGCGGACGAGAUGAAGAAGAUCGAGAGCGAGGUGGAGCACUCGCUCAAGGGCAACGACCCGCUGGCCGCCAAGAUGGACAAGCUGCGCGCGCUGCCGGAGAAGGGCAUGGACGACGAGAAGCUGCUGAGCCUCAUGGAGGACCUGGCCGGCAACAGCGACGACAAGUGGAAGGACGGACUAGUCUCUGGAGCCGUCUACCACGGCGAGAAGGAGCACCUGGACGUGCUGAACAAGGCCUACGCGCUGUUCGCAGUGACCAACCCGCUGCACGCCGACCUGUGGCCGGCGGUGAACAAGUUCGAGGCCGAGGUGAUUGCCAUGACCGCCGGACUCAUGAAUGGAGGCCACGAAGAGGUCUGCGGCACCCUCAGUUCCGGCGGUACCGAGAGUAUCUUCCUUGCAACCAAGACGCACCGCGAGUACUACCGCCACAAACACAACAUCACCAAGCCCGAGAUCAUCGCGUGCGUUACGGCGCAUGCGGCUAUCGACAAGGCGUGCGAGAUCUUGGGUAUCAAGCUCAUCAAGGUGCCGAUGGACCCCAAGACGCUCAAGGUGGAUCUGAAUGCCGUGCGCUGGAGCAUCUCGGCCAAUACGAUCAUGCUGUAUAGCAGCGCGCCCAACUUCCCGCACGGUAUGAUUGACGAUAUCGAGGCGCUAUCGAAGCUCGCGGUGCAGAACGACGUCGGACUUCACGUGGACUGCUGCCUGGGAGGAUUCGUGCUGCCCUUUGCACGCAAGCUGCGCUCAGACAUCCCCGUGUUUGACUUUGCGCUACCUGGUGUCACCAGUAUGUCGUGUGAUACGCACAAGUACGGCUACGGCUCCAAGGGCACGUCCGUGGUGCUGUACAAGUACGCGGACAUCCGACGCUUCCAGUACUUUUCGUACCCGGACUGGACCGGUGGUCUCUACGCGACGCCUACUCUUGCAGGCAGCCGUCCUGGAGCGCUGAGCGCUGCAGCGUGGGCUUCAAUGGUGCGUUUGGGGUACGAAGGAUACAUCGAGAAGACGAAGGGCAUUUUGGAGACUGUGGACGAGAUCAAGGCCGGCAUCGAGCGCAUCGACGGUAUCCACCUUUUGGGAGACCCGAAGGCCAUGGUCGUGAGCUUUGCUGGCGACAAGGGCGUGAAUGCUCUCAAGGUUAGCGACGCGAUGGCGAAGCAUGGCUGGAGCCUCAGCCCCCUGCAGCACCCCACGUCUGUGCACUUGUGUGUGACUGUGCGCCACAUUGGCAAGGCGAAGAAGUUCCUGAGUGCACUGGAGGAAGCUGUGAACGAAGUGAAACAAGACCCCAACCCAUCCCCGGAAGGUGGCAGCGCCAUCUACGGCAUGGCCUCCAGUUUGCCGGCUGGGCCAGUGGACGACCUGCUGCGCAUCUACACGGACAUCACCCUGAAGGUGUAAGCGAGCAGAACUUUGAAAUGUUGAGCUGCAAGGUGACUCGUCAAGAACUGAUGCAGCACUGUAUACGUUAAAUAUCAAGAUCACAGGACUCUUGAGCUUUUUC
Phytophthora sojae is the source of this 2038-nucleotide messenger RNA. RefSeq lists its product as hypothetical. The transcript is spliced from 2 exons. The coding region runs from base 1 to 1935 and encodes 644 amino acids. Gene Ontology annotation, molecular function: pyridoxal phosphate binding; sphinganine-1-phosphate aldolase activity. NCBI's taxonomy places the organism in Eukaryota, Oomycota, Peronosporomycetes, Peronosporales, Peronosporaceae. The record is from RefSeq and is a predicted model, not a curated record. Gene Ontology annotation, biological process: carboxylic acid metabolic process; sphingolipid catabolic process. Gene Ontology annotation, cellular component: endoplasmic reticulum.